Messenger RNA from Rangifer tarandus platyrhynchus (Svalbard reindeer), 1692 nucleotides. The record is from the annotation of a GenBank genome assembly. Lineage: Eukaryota; Metazoa; Chordata; Mammalia; Artiodactyla; Cervidae.
AUGAACCGAAGCAUUCCUGUGGAGGUGGAUGAAUCAGAACCAUAUCCAAGUCAGUUGCUGAAACCCCCCUCACAAUAUUCCCUGGCGGAGGAGUCAGAACCGCCUGCUCCAGAUGCAAGGAACACGGCACCUAACAACUUGUCUGCACCCCCAACUGCUCGGUCUUCCUCCAGAGACUUUCCUCAGGCUCACCCACCCCUGCAACUAUCAAAUCUCCAGCAGCCUGUGUCCCCGAGGGUCACCCACCUGCGCGCUAAAGUCUUGGCAGAGAGUGAAGACAGCUUGUGGAGGAGACACCUGCAUCCCAGCAAAGACUUCCCCUCAGGCUUCUCUGCAGCCGGGGAGCCCGAGACUCAGUCUGUGGCUGGAGCCCUCCCCCAGGAGCAUCAAUUUUCCCUUACAGAAAAGCCGAAUCAAUGGCUGGGAUCUUGGCUCUCAGCAACUUCCCCGGACACUGGCCAUGACUCUGACAAAUCCGACCAAAGUGUACCUAAUGCCUCAGCAGACCCCCAAAGUGGUAGCCAGGAGAUGGUGCCCCGGCCGCAUAGGAGCCGAGCAGCCCCAGACCCACCUACAAUAGACACGGGGUAUGAUUCACAGCCGCAGGACGUCCUGGGCAUCAGGCAACUGGAAAGGCCCCUACCCCUCACCUCCGUGUGUUACCUCCAGGACCUCCCCAGACCGCUCAGAUCCAGGGAGUUCCAUCAGUGCGAACCUCAGAGAUACCCAGCGUGGGCACAGAUGCUGCCCCCCGAGCCCUCUGUGCAAGCUCAGUGGAAUUAUCACUACUAUUGUCCUGGAGACCCCGACCACCAAGUGCCAUAUGGCCAUGACUACCCUCGAGCAGCCUACCAGCAAGUGAUCCAGCCAGCUCUACCUGGGCAGGCCCCACCUGGAGCCCAUGUGAGAGGCCUGCACCCCGUGCAGAAGGUCGUCCUGAGUUUUCCCAGCCCCUGGGACCAAGAAGAGAGGGCUCCACAGAGAAACUACUCUCCCACAGGUCUCCCCAGGUAUCAGGACCAGCUGUAUAACCCGCCACCUAAUAGAGGUGGAGCUCCUGAAGGGUCCUUGGAGUGUCCUGCCGAAUUGAGGCCACAGGAUCCCCAGGCUCCAUCGCCAGCUGCUGUCCCUAGACCCCCGAGUCACCCUCCAGCCAGAGGAACUCUGAAAACAAGCAAUUUGCCAGAAGAAUUGCGGAAAGUCUUUAUCACUUAUUCUAUGGAUACAGCCAUGGAGGUGGUGAAAUUUGUGAACUUUUUGUUGGUAAACGGCUUCCAAACUGCGAUUGACAUAUUUGAAGAUAGAAUCCGAGGCAUUGAUAUCAUUAAGUGGAUGGAACGCUACCUUAGGGAUAAGACAGUGAUGAUAAUCGUAGCAAUCAGCCCCAAAUACAAACAGGAUGUGGAAGGCGCUGAGUCGCAGCUGGACGAGGAUGAACAUGGCUUACAUACUAAGUACAUUCAUCGAAUGAUGCAGAUUGAGUUCAUAAAACAAGGAAGCAUGAACUUCAGAUUCAUCCCUGUACUCUUCCCAAAUGCUAAGAAGGAGCACGUGCCCACCUGGCUUCAGAACACUCACAUCUACAGCUGGCCCAAGAAUAAAAAGAACAUCCUUCUGCGGCUGCUCAGAGAGGAGGAGUACGUGGCUCCUCCCCGAGGGCCUCUGCCCACCCUUCAGGUGGUCCCCUUGUGA